AUGAUUUGCAGCUUGAGAUCUUUCUUUCUCCUCCCGAUACUAGGAUCCGCCAACGCCUAUCCCUCAACAACCGGUUGGGCUUCGGAACCCAACGGGCGAGGUACCUUUGGCCUCAUCUGCUCUUGCGUACUCACCUUGACAAUAUGCGUCUGGACGGCCCUCCAUCUCAACGUCCCCGCCAUCCGCUCCACCCUGAGGAGCAGGGCAAUAGAAAGGGGGAAGUGGGUACUCUAUGGCAUCUUCGCCCCUGAGCUUGUCGUGGCGACGGCGGCAGCGCAAUACAUCGUUGCGCGAUGGCUGAAAAGAGAGAUUGAAAAAGACACUGCUUAUCGCCACAGUGCAGGAGUAGCAACAAACAGAACAGAGGGAAGAGAUGGUCAGAUGCCAUCAAGGCACACGUGGGAUAUGACGCAGUGCUUUUACGCCGUCAUGGGCGGCUUUGUUGUCGACUUGCCGUCUGUCGACAACGAAGAUGACGCGUUCAGGAGGGUUACCGUCACACCGGAGGGCCUAAGGCUUCUAUCGUUUAUGGGGAAGCUGCCUGGCAUCCAUGAAUCGCAGAUCCAGGACAAGAGUAAAGCAGACUGGAUGGCCAAGUCUCUCGUCUGCAUCCAGGCCGGAUGGAUGGUCACCCAAGUCAUCGGACGUCUCAUAAGGAAGCUCCCUGUGUCGCUAUUGGAGAUCAACACAUGUGGGCACGUCGCAUGCGCCGUGCUUCUCUACCUGCUUUGGUGGAGCAAACCAUUUGAUGUUAUGGAUCCAACGGUACUGGAGGGGGGCACCAAUAACCUUCUGUCGUUGAUGACAGUCUGCUCAUCCAUAGACGCUAUAAAUGGUGUAACAGACAUUCGGUGCUUCCAGUAUAUGCCAGGACAAGAAUUUACAGGCGAGGGGAGUCAAGACCAGCGCGCUGCCAAGAUCCUCAUCACGACGCAUUUGUCCAUCGGGUCACCCGGCAUCAGAGAGCCUUCCGGAUUUCUUGGGUUUGAUAUAAGCGAUAUUCGACCGCACCUAUCACCCCUAACUGUCGAAAAACACACGCAAAGGGUGCCACGAAGCGCAUACAUGUAUCAUAUUGAUCAGUCCAAACCUACAGUUUCACCCGAGUGUUUACAGACGUACUUCGUGCCGCCGUACAUCAAUCUUAGUUUGCGCCAUAGUAAUCUCUACUGCCGGAGGAUCUUCGCCGACGUUCAGCAGUAUCAGAAGUCUCACAAACACAAACCCGUUAACCCGAUCCGCCUGGCGGAGGCAGCAAAGGCCGCAGACGGCCUCUGGGCAAUGUGUGCUGCCCGCCCGACAUACACACCAUACUACUUUACCUUCGUCCCCACCGUUGGCGUCUUCCUUGGAGAGACGGAAUACAUCGUUUCUCACAUUGUUAACUUCCCGUCCAUCUCCAACCUCGGUCUUGGCCAGGUCAACAUUCACCGCGACGUGCUGCGCUCGGUCCUCGCCCUCACUGCGGCAGCGUACGGCGGGCUUCAUCUCAUAGGCUGGGUCGAUCACUUCCCAACGCAGAUAGAACGGAGGAUGUGGCUCGUCGCGUCUCUGGUCAUUGCGUGCUCCGGAGUUGCUCUAUGGAUCUUUUUCCUCGCGCGGCAGGCCUGGCCGUGGUUCGACGUGUUCGUUUCUGGAGCGGCACCAGGGGCACGACUGACCAGCGCGCGUUACCAGAAGCCAUGGAUGAGGAAGGUGAAACGGUUGGUUCUUGUUUCGAUCAUUGUUGUGUUUGUGGUAGCGAGAGUCUUCUUGGUUGUCGAGGCUUUCCUCAGCCUGAAAGAAGCUCCUUCUGCAUUGCAACUGAUAUGCACUCUGGAUAUAUCUGCUGCCGCCCGUGUAGACGAGGACGAUUUAGCACCUACCAGCAUCAGGGGCAAUGUGUUUCCUCGCUCUUCGAUAACUGCAAUUGGUGUCUGA
This is a messenger RNA of Colletotrichum graminicola M1.001, 1920 nucleotides long. RefSeq lists its product as uncharacterized. The transcript has 2 exons. The record is from RefSeq and is a predicted model, not a curated record. Lineage: Eukaryota; Fungi; Ascomycota; Sordariomycetes; Glomerellales; Glomerellaceae. Bases 1 to 1920 code for a protein of 639 amino acids.